AUGGCUGACUUCUCUGAAUUCACUGGUCCGAGCGCCGACUGGCUUGCUCUUGAACCCAACCUGCCUGCCAUCCCUAAUGUCGGGAUCGAGGAGUUGAAGCAGAUCGUCAACAAGAAUCGCGAAGAGCUCUCCGCCAAGGGCAUCGCCGACCGAGGCUUGAAUGACAAGGUCUCGACAAAUGAUUUUAGCAUCACUGUUCGUGAUGGAUUCGUUCUGGAUGCUCGCUCCUAUCACCCGGCCCAUAUCCCCAUAUCGCACCCGCUUCCUGUCUACAUCCAUCUCCACGGUGGCGGUUAUCUUUUCGGCACGCUUGAUUCCGAGGACGCCAUCUGCUCGCGCAUUGUCGCCGAUCUACUCGAGAAGAACUUCCCAAUCGUCGUGUUUAACGUCAACUACCGCCAUACCCCCGAAUAUAAAUACCCAACCGCUUGGAACGAUGUCGAAGAUGCCUUCGUUUGGCUCCAUGAGCACAUCGCCGAAGUUGGUGGUCGCGGUGGUGAAGUGGUCGUCGGGGGUAUCUCAGCUGGAGCACAGAUGACGGCAGCGCUGGCUCUUUCUCAGCUCCGUAACGAGAAUCCCGAUGUGUCUGCAUGCCCAAAGAUCGCGGGGCAAGUCUUGAUGAUCCCUUGUCUCGUGCAGUUGGACAACUAUGCCCCACGACAAGAGAAGUUGCGUAGUCCGGAACUGUCCAGUCUUGUGCAAUGUGCCGAAGCACCUAUUCUGCCCAUCAGCAGAAUCAAACUGUUCAUGUCACUCCUUGGAGUCGAUCAAAUUAAGUACAAUGGUCGCGAUCACAGACUGAACCCAGGGAACGCGAGCGCUGAGGAGGUGAAAGAUCUCCCUCCUACAACCUUUGGUCUUGCAGGCAAUGACCCGCUUCGCGACGAGGGAUUCUUCUACGCGCAGCUACUCAACGAGAACAAGGUGCCUACAAAUGUCAAUGUCUUCCGCGGCGUGCCGCACGGAUUCCGUCGGUACGGGGAUAGACUGUCAGCCAGUAAGAGGUGGGAUGAAGUGAUGAGUGAUGGAAUCUCCUGGGCUCUUUCGCAUCCCGCUCACGACUCCUUUGAGAUAAAGUCGGAUUAA
Messenger RNA from Penicillium argentinense, 1086 nucleotides. RefSeq lists its product as uncharacterized. The transcript has 3 exons. NCBI's taxonomy places the organism in Eukaryota, Fungi, Ascomycota, Eurotiomycetes, Eurotiales, Aspergillaceae. Bases 1 to 1086 code for a protein of 361 amino acids. The record is from RefSeq and is a predicted model, not a curated record. Gene Ontology annotation, molecular function: hydrolase activity.